AACAAUCAAUAAUCAAUAUUUGAUUUGAUUCAUUAAAAUAAGCAAAAGGAAACAAAACAAACAAAAAAAACAGACAGAAACACUAUGGAUAUGUUAAGCCAAAUACUUAAUAUGAAUGCUGGCGGCGCUUACGGGGGUGGGAAGGCAGGCGGCGCCUUCGAUCCUUUAGCAUUUGCCAUGAAACCACAAGUUGUGAUAAGAGCCUUAUGUUGGCUUUUUUCCGUCGUCGUCCUUGGUUGCAUAUCAUCGGAAGGUUGGCGGGUCGAUGAAGAAGGCAAAGACAAAUGUCUUUUCAAUGACGAUGCGAUGGCUUGUAAGUUUGGGAACACAGUCGGUAUAUUUGGUUUCAUUGCUUCAAUCGCUUUCAUUGUUGGCGAAUAUCUAUUUGAACGUAUGUCAUCGGUGAAAAGUCGGAAACGUUUCGUAAUGGCAGAUAUGGCUUUCUCAGCUUUGUGGGCUUUCAUGUAUUUUGUGGCGUUUAUCUAUUUAUGGUCACAAUGGAGUUCAGCUGAAAUACCACCUGGUGGUAUUGGUGUAGCUAACAUGCAAGCCUCGAUAGUAUUUUGUUUCUUUUCAGUGUUCACGUGGGCUUUAUGCGCUUUUAUGGCUUAUAAACGUUUUCUAAUUGGUGCCGGUGAUGAGUUUACCUCCGCCUUUGAAACUGAUCCCGCCAAUGUGGUGCAUCAACAGGCAUACACCAGUUAUUCAAUGGACAACGAUAACGAUCAAUAUAGUCAAUCGCCAUUUACUAAUCAACAAGCCGGCGUGGAUCAACAGCAAGUACCACAAAUGGAUUAUCAACAACCCACCUAUUAGAGUAUUCAAUAAGCAGUAAAUGCCGCAGAAUUCACUAUCACAGAUGUGUACUUAAAAAAAUAUGAAGGGAAAGGCAAAAAAAAAAAAAAAAAAGAGAGAGAGAGAAAUACUCCUAUUUUUUAAUGUAAACAUAUUACAAGAUUUCUAAAAUCAAAGCAAAAGUCGGUAUUUGAUACAAAGUGUAACCGCAUAGAUCGAAGAAAAUUGAAAAUAUUCAAAUUAAAUAAUAUCGCGAAGACAAAAGCU
Glossina fuscipes is the source of this 1062-nucleotide messenger RNA. It is a transcript of the gene Syngr, whose product is annotated as synaptogyrin. The record is from RefSeq and is a predicted model, not a curated record. Gene Ontology annotation, cellular component: synaptic vesicle membrane; neuromuscular junction. Bases 85 to 816 code for a protein of 243 amino acids. Lineage: Eukaryota; Metazoa; Arthropoda; Insecta; Diptera; Glossinidae. The transcript has 5 exons.